Messenger RNA from Ogataea philodendri, 687 nucleotides. RefSeq lists its product as uncharacterized. The record is from RefSeq and is a predicted model, not a curated record. Bases 1 to 687 code for a protein of 228 amino acids. Lineage: Eukaryota; Fungi; Ascomycota; Pichiomycetes; Pichiales; Pichiaceae. The transcript is spliced from 2 exons.
AUGUUCAAAUUGCGAAGCACGGUAGCUACAAGAGGACUGGACUCCUUGGCGAUUGCGGCGAAGUUUGCCAGGUACAAGUCCGAGCCCGGGACAGUAGGUACUUGUUCCUGGUCGAAAACAAAGUCCGGCUCGUCGUCCUUGGGCUCCUCGAUGAACCCAAAGAAGUUGGUGUCGAAACCCAUGUCGGUGAGCUUAUCUGAUGUUUCUGGCUCCAAGACUGUUUGUUCGACAGACACCUUUUCGGAGCCGCUUGGUGUAGCUGAUCAUGAGUGUCACCACCAGCUCGUAGAUCAACGGUUCCACAAGCGAGGCCUGUCCGUGGGUAUUUUCCUCCAGCAAGCUGUCGAGCUGGUUGUAGAAGAAGUCCAGCUGUUGGUACUGUGCCUGCUCGUACACGGCGACCAGCUCGAACGUGUGCUUGGAAUCUGGCUCCACAAGGAACGCGAUCAGCGAGUCGAGUCUGGUCGGAGGGGCAGGCGGUUGCAGAACGUUCUUGACGCUCCCCACCUCGUACAGCUCGUCGUUGACGAUCUCCACGAUCAUGCGGUGGAGGAUGUGGAGCUCGCCAGACAAGUUGACGUCCACCAGCGUCUUGAGCACCUGCGAAACCAUAGAGGUGUCCAAGUUGGGCUCUGUCCAGGCCAGAGCCAAAAGACUACGCAGAACGUUCAAAAACGUCGGAAUUAG